Molecule: messenger RNA, 2149 nt
Organism: Puccinia graminis f. sp. tritici CRL 75-36-700-3
Lineage: Eukaryota; Fungi; Basidiomycota; Pucciniomycetes; Pucciniales; Pucciniaceae
Exons: 2
Coding region: 1-1815 (604 amino acids)
Molecular function (GO): protein binding
Source: RefSeq, a predicted model, not a curated record
AUGCAGGCUCCAUCCACCCACUCCAACGUGGUCACCGACCCAUUCUCGGCUAUCUACAAGGCUCGGCCAGGCGAACUGCCAACAUCCCUAUCGAUCGAAAGCUACCACAACAAACGAGUCGAACAACAGGAAGCUCUUCUUGACCAACAAUCAGCCGACCAUUCUUCACUCGCCUCAAAAACAACUGAGAAAUCCGACCAUUCUUCAUCGAACCGACUACAGAACGUCUUCUGUCCCUCCCUCGCCGGCGAGAGAGAUAGAGGGGUACGCAAACGGAUGCUCAGUAACCCGGAGAGCCUCCUACCUCCACCCCCAAUGAACACUAGCGGCUCAAUAAGGCCUUCAUCAAAACUAUCAGCUUCAACAGUCGUUCACGAUCCGGACGAUGUCAACAUAACUAAAGAUACACAAGAAGAGGUCGAUUCGAAAAAGAAGUUUCAGUUUCCAGCCGAGACUGCAAACCCAAACCCUUUCGAGUCUUCAUUUCAUACCCCACCCCGCCGAUGUGGGAUCUUCUUCUCUCCACCGAGGAGCUUGGAUACUCUCACUUCAAAGCGAACGAGAUCCGAAAACUUCACCAGAAGUGCUCAUCGUCUGCAACCCUCCGAGGAAGAGACCGAAGCAACACUUAGAUCGGAGAGCCACCACCGCUUUUCUUCUGCCUUUUCCCGUGCGAUCAUUCGCGGUGAUAUUUGUCUUGAUCUCGACAGUCAAGAUCUCCAUACGAUUCCCGACCUUGAGAAACUGGUAGAGGAGCAAAAAACUGUAGUUGGUCAUUUGCAGGAUAAGGUGAAAGUGAUGGCCCUGAUCGAGAAGAUGGUAAAUCCGAGUGGGACGAGCGAAAGUGGAGGGGUCCGACAGUCGCUAACGCGGGUGAAAUCGGCGCCAUCAGUCUCGUUUGCACCACGCUCUACCGCCUCGCUGUUCCUGUCGAACAACCAGUUGACCUCAAGUCCUUUUGGUCAACUCGACCGGAUCUGUUACUUUCAAGGACUCGAACAACUAAGUUUACGCUCGAAUCGACUGACCGAAAUCCCGGAAGCGAUUGGGAAGCUCAAGAACCUGAAAGUUUUGAAUCUCGCUUACAACCAGCUCGAGUUCCUGCCCUCCUCAAUCCUCAAGCUAACCGAUUGUAAGCUGCUCCUGAACGGCAAUCCCUGGCUUAAGCCUCCCCUUCCUCUCGACAGCUCCUCUCCACUCAAGACUACUUUGGGGAACCGGACGGUCCAACAAUUCAGAUGGCUCUCGGAAUCCCAGGGGGUCUUUUACUUCUCUCCACCCGCAAGGACGCUUGUACCCAUCGACGAUUCACUACCAGCUCCGCUCCCAAGCUUACUCGAAACGUGUAUCCGAAAGAUAUGCAUAAGCAAGGAUCUCAGCGGCAAAGCCGAGACACUAAUUGGACAAGAUGAUGAUGAUGAUGAUGAUGAUGAUCUUGUCCAUGAUCACUUGUGUCCCCCUUCUUCAUCCACCGAGUCUCCUCAUCGGUCUACAGAACUUACCACCCUCUUACCCGCCCGAAUUCAGAAAAUCAUCAAGCAACCUGCCUCAUACUUCUAUCGCUGUGAUCUGUGCACCACCAAGUUGGUCUUGAAACCCGGCGCGCUCCCCCAUCCCCCUUCGACUCAAACCUCUCCCCAUCCCCGACACGCUUUCCAAUUCAGAACCCUCGGCUUGCUCGGCCUCUUACCCUUCCCCCAACCCCAAUCUCAUACUCCUGAUCAAAAGAUCGAACUCGAUCAUAAUAACUUUAUUCCCAUUCGCUGGAAUAUAUGUAGUCUUAACUGUUGCAUCGAGCAUCUCAUUAAUACUUAACACCCUUCUCCUUUGCUCCAUAUUUCUUCCGUUUUGCUUGUAUUAACAACUCUGUCAAUAUCAUCAUCAUUAACUCUCACAUUUUUUUAGAUUUAUUAUUACUAUUAUUAUCCUUAGCAUUGUUGUUAUUUUAACCAACUUGAAGCAGAUCUCUUUCUAACCUAUUGGUUGUAUAAAAUACUUAUCAUAACAUAAACAUUUAUUUCCUUUUUUUUCCUUUUCCUUUUUUGAAUCCCUCUUCUCUCUCUCUCUUCCUCUUUGGAUUUCUUCUUAUCUGAUAAGUGUAUAUCUGCGCUCAUGUACUUUUCUUGAUCAAGCAACAUUUUCACCUUUU